UGGUUUCCCGUUUCUCGUCCACGCUUUUUGCUUCCGGCGGCACUUCAUCUCCCACACUAGCCAUAGCUUUCGCUCCCUUUCUCUCUCUCUCUCGCCUCGAUUCCACUUGCCGGGCUUCGGCUCCAGUCGCUCGCCGCCGCCAGAUCUCGAUAUCUCGUCAGAUAAACAGGAUGCUCAGUUUGAGAUAUUCUUCAUCACUUAUGGCAGGAAGACCGGAAUUGAGUAAUGUAUCUCAAAAGCCAAAUGGUAUAGUGGUUUGUGGUGCAAGGGGCCCGAGACCCAGAUUUCCUCGCGUAUGGAAAUCCCAAAAGAGAAUCGGGACCAUUUCCAAGUCACAAAAGUUUGUUGAAUGUGUAAAGGGGUUAUCAAAUGUGAAGGAGGAAGUUUACGGAGCUCUUGAUUCAUUCAUUGCCUGGGACUUAGAGUUUCCUCUGAUUGCAGUGAAGAAGGCAUUGAAGACACUUGAGAUUGAAAAAGAGUGGAAGAGAAUAAUUCAGGUGAUUAAAUGGAUGUUCAGCAAAGGUCAAGGAAAGACUAUGGGAAGCUAUUACACUUUGUUAAAUGCUUUAGCUGAGGAUGGGCGAUUGGAAGAGGCUGAGGAACUUUAUAUGAAGAUAUUUUCCCAAUAUCUGGAAAGCUUACCUCGUGUUUUCUUUAUGAAAAUGAUCACGUUAUACUACAAUAAGGGCAUGCAUGAAAAGAUGUUUGAGAUUUUUGCUGACAUGGAAGAACUGGGCAUCAGGCCUGAUGGAUCAAUAGUGAGGAUGCUUGGCGAUGUAUUUCAGAAAUUAGGUAUGUUGGACAAGUAUGAUAAGUUAAAGAAGAAAUACCCACCUCCUACAUGGGAAUAUCGUUAUAUCAAAGGGAAGCGUGUCAGGAUCCGGGUGAAUCGACCAGACAGAUCAAAUGAAGAGGCUUGUACUAGCCCUUGACAAUAAGUAGAUCAAAGUCCAUCGCACUUUGUUUUACUCCACUGCAGCUUGGAACUUCUAAAACAAGCAGAGCACUCGUACAGAAGCUAUAAUCAGGCUAUAUGUGUCUGCAAUUAUUUGGAUAUCGGCGCAAAAUCUGAUCAAUUGCCCUACAAGAUCAAGGCAAGGGUGAUGAAAUAAGCUUCUAACGCAAGUAGCUGGUGGAACCCUACCUGGGAAAAAUUCUAGAAUGUCUUAUUCUUCCAACAGUUGGGCAUAAGAACCAUCAGUGCAUGAUUCUCCAAUUACGUUCUUUACUCCCGUCUGUAGUAUAAUUGAUACUUGGUUGUUUAACCAAUGAUGGUUGCUUAUCCAAAGAAGUGUUUAAAAGGGCAAAAAAAGGUUCUGAUUAUAGUGUCAUAUGUUGUCACCAGAAAAGAGGAGAGCUUACUAUUGGUGCACUUUCUGUGAAAGACCUUUUGGCUGGAAACAUCAAACCGGUUCAAGUUACUGACCGCAAAACAGAUGCUCUUGGAUGGCAUGCCAUUUAAUUUACAUAUUGAGACUCGACGUUUAUUGCAAAAUUAGGGACCUUAUUCGUAGA
Elaeis guineensis (African oil palm) is the source of this 1515-nucleotide messenger RNA. RefSeq names its product pentatricopeptide repeat-containing protein At4g21190. The record is from RefSeq and is a predicted model, not a curated record. Gene Ontology annotation, molecular function: protein binding. NCBI's taxonomy places the organism in Eukaryota, Viridiplantae, Streptophyta, Magnoliopsida, Arecales, Arecaceae.